This is a messenger RNA of Carassius gibelio (silver crucian carp), 671 nucleotides long. RefSeq names its product caspase b. The record is from RefSeq and is a predicted model, not a curated record. The transcript is spliced from 3 exons. NCBI's taxonomy places the organism in Eukaryota, Metazoa, Chordata, Actinopteri, Cypriniformes, Cyprinidae. Bases 141 to 422 code for a protein of 93 amino acids.
CAUGCAAAGCAUACUCUACAUGAAAAAGGCGGAUACUUUGUUACCAGUGUGGGCGAGACCUUAAGAGAAAUUGAAACCUCAAACUGAAGAGAACAAGAAACUGCAAACACAUUUUUGGUUCAGUCAGACAUUGACAGAAAAUGGAUGCCACUAAAAACCUGAUAAGUGAGGCACUUGAGCAGCUAAUGAGUGCGGAGUUCAAGACGUUCGUCUGGCACCUGUGGAACGGUGUGUCAGCAGACAUCGAGGCCAUUCCUCGAUCGGCUCUGGAGAACGCUGAUCGGCAGGAUGUGGUGGAUCGCAUGGUGCAGAAGUACAGCACUAACGCUGGGACCGUUGCAGUUCAAGUGCUGCUCAACAUCCACCAGAACGACCUCGCAAAGCGCCUCGAUGUGAAACUUCAGAAAGCGAAUUCUAGCUGAUUAGGAAGAGUUCAGCAGGAACAAUCCCAUCUACAGCAACACAGCCAUGAAAAUAAAAUCAAGGGAACAUUGUUUUAAGAUUUCAUUUAUCUGUAAUGUAGUUAUUCAUUGUCUUUCUGCAAAUCAGUAAUUGAUGAAAAACACAUCAUGUCUGUAUUUCUACAGUAACUCACAAAAAGAAUGAAUUUGAACAACAGCAGUGGUCAGAGUUAUUCUCUCAUCUAAUAAAUGUGAUGUUGUUUACUACUG